CUUUGUGACCCAGUCUUGGUGAAGUUCGCCCAAUCGAUAAACCAAAAGCCAAAAGCUGUAAAGUGACGUUAAAAAGGCGUUGAAUGCGAAUGAGACCGGUGGGCUAAUUACCUUAUCGGUGCAUCCAUCAACCGUUUUGCAUCCCCGCUGCAAAAGCUCUCGCACGCAUAUCCAUUACGUCACCGGCACCAGGGAGGCCGGCGCGCUCACGACAAUCGUUCUCGCCAAGUCAAGUGGCAGCAAAAAAAAAAAAAGAAACACUCAUUUUCGGCCGGCAACGAUCUUACCUCUCAAGCAUAACGCGCGAAACGCGUCAGCGAAAGGGGGGCUAGAGCAGCAGCAGCAGCUUGCUCUCGUGCUGGUCGUCGGCGGUUGCGAACAAAAGCUUCGGAACGCGCGGCCAAUCGUUUCAAUCAGCGUUUUGAGUUCGAUUCGAGAGGAUCAAUUCAGCCAGCAGUGUGUAGUGUUGUCACAGCGAUCACCUUCACCAAAGUGUUUAAUUGCUCCGGAUAUCCAGCAACCCAUCAAGCUAUAAUACUCAACAUGGCUUACCGUUUCGCGUGUGUCCUGCUGACCGUGGCCCUCUGUGCCGUUCCCGCGCUGAGCUUCUCGGCCGGUGCCCCGAACGGUGCCUGCGGUGACAUGAUCCCGCAGCAUCACACCGAACCGCAAAAGUCGGCUGCCCCGUACCAGAUCAUCCUCUCGAAGAAGCAGAUUAACGCUGGCGAAGGUGUCACGAUCACCGUGCAAGGUAACAGCGCCAAGGACACGAUCAAGGGACUGCUCUGCCAGGCGCGCGUUGGCGAGACACCGGUCGGUGCAUUCGAUGUGCCGCCGAACAACAACUACAUCCAGAAGCUGGACUGCGGCAAUUCUAAGGCGUCGGCCGUUACGCACAAGAAGAUUGAAAACCCACCGAACGCCAUUACCUUCAACUGGAUCGCUCCGAAGGGACUUAGCGAGCAGGCACGUGUUUACUGCACGAUCGCUCUCAACGGAGGUGUCUUCUGGGUGAAACACUCGUCCGAAUUCCUGAAGGUGAACUAAGGCGCACUUUGACAACGUUGGAGCGGUGGUGGUCCCGGCGACCUACCAGAGAAAAAGGGGAGCAGUAUUAAGAGACCAAACUGGUUUUCCAGCGGGAAGAUUCAGCAGUCUUUUUGUUUUUACCCAACCGGACAAUUAUCAUUAACUUACGUUUACCAGCCCGUUUUACCUGAAUGACAAUAAAUACGACCAUCGACUAUGAUAAACAUUA
Messenger RNA from Anopheles stephensi (Asian malaria mosquito), 1258 nucleotides. It is a transcript of the gene l(2)34Fc, whose product is annotated as putative defense protein Hdd11-like. The record is from RefSeq and is a predicted model, not a curated record. The coding region runs from base 544 to 1047 and encodes 167 amino acids. The transcript has 4 exons. Lineage: Eukaryota; Metazoa; Arthropoda; Insecta; Diptera; Culicidae. Gene Ontology annotation, molecular function: oxidoreductase activity, acting on metal ions.